Molecule: messenger RNA, 814 nt
Organism: Vitis vinifera (wine grape)
Lineage: Eukaryota; Viridiplantae; Streptophyta; Magnoliopsida; Vitales; Vitaceae
Product: trafficking protein particle complex II-specific subunit 130 homolog
Exons: 3
Coding region: 222-545 (107 amino acids)
Biological process (GO): early endosome to Golgi transport; intra-Golgi vesicle-mediated transport
Cellular component (GO): TRAPPII protein complex
Source: RefSeq, a predicted model, not a curated record
AACCAGAGAGUGUGUUGAACAUCAGAUAUGGAAUUGCUGGUAAUAGAACAAUCGGAGCUCAUACGCCUGUCACUAUGGAACCUGCUGGAUUUGAGGGUUCUACACAGGAUUUAAUCUUCAGGAGUGCUCUUGUUUUACAGAGACCUGUGAUGGAUCCGUGCCUUGCAGUUGGUUUUCUUCCUCUUUCUUCAGGAGGCCUUAGAGUUGGGUAGCUAGUAACCAUGAAAUGGAGAGUUGAAAGGUUGAAGGAAUUUGAUGAGAAUGCAGUUUCUCAAAACAAUGAUGAGGUAUUAUACGAAGUCAAUGCAUCUGAGAAUUGGAUGAUUGUCGGGAAGAAGAGAGGCCAUGUAUCACUCUCAACAAAGCAAGGUUCGAGGAUAGUUAUUUCUAUUUUGUGCAUGCCAUUGAUGGCCGGAUACGUACAUCCCCCAAAGCUUGGGCUUCCAAACGUUGAUGAGGCAAAUAUAAGUUGUACCCCUGCUGGCCCCCACCUGGUCUGUGUUUUGCCUCCUGUUUUCAGCUCUUCUUUCUGUAUUCUAGCAUGAUUACUCAAGUUCAUCAUCCAUUUCCAUUAUGGUUGGAUUGGGGUUUUUCUUUUCUUUUCUUUUCAUUUCAUUUCAUUUCAUAAAAAAAUUAUAAUGAUAGAUAUAGAUAUUAGAUAUCCGAUUUUUGUUUAACGUUGAGAUUUGUAAAUCUGUAAUUUUACCCCCAACAGCCCACCAAGAUCCACACCUCCCAACUGCUUGGUGGUUGAUUGUAUUUUUGUUUGCUUUUCAAUUUUCAGAAAAUCAAGAGAACUCUCAUUUGAAUUGAA